AAUUAUAUUUCUGUCUAUCUCCUCAGGGUCCCAGUGUAUUAUUCAAAUAUGUGGCAUUAUAUGCAGCUCAUCUGAUAAAGUCCAAUGCUUCAUUGUCAGCUCUUAAACUUUUCACUACAUGUGGGGCGCCUCCUUUACCUCAGAACUUUAACAUAUACAAGAGGCUCUGCAUGGAAGUGUUUGGAGAGAACCUUGAAGGAGGGACAGCGUAUCCAACCUACUCUAGUCUCAGGAAUAUGUUAUUCUCUAUUAGUUUAUUUUGGCAAUUGGCAGUUUGCAAGGGGAAUUACCAUUUAUCAAGAGGCAGUUGGAUUGGAAAGCAUGGCAUUUAUAUUCUACAACAGAUUCCUGGAUCUCAGUGAAGCUAUUGAAGAGGGUUCAUUGGAUAUGAUUGAUAACAGUGAUUUUGUUGAUACUGAUAUUCCAUUUGAAGUACCAUUGCCAGAACAACCUUUCAUGACAGAGGAUAAACAAGAAGAGAUUAAGGAAUGGGUACUGGCCCUCUCCAUGGACAGACAGGUGGAGCAAACACUACCACUUGAUGAUGAGAGACAGACUUAUGUUGCAUCACUGACAUCACCUCAUACUGGAGUCACUUCAUUACCUUGCAUUGUAACAGGUCCAGCACUAAGAUACAUGUACAUCUACCUUUGGCCAAAUAUCCUCUAG
Molecule: messenger RNA, 669 nt
Organism: Amphimedon queenslandica
Lineage: Eukaryota; Metazoa; Porifera; Demospongiae; Haplosclerida; Niphatidae
Product: intraflagellar transport protein 172 homolog
Exons: 6
Coding region: 85-669 (194 amino acids)
Source: RefSeq, a predicted model, not a curated record